CUGAUAUACGAGGAACCAAAUACACAAAGUUUUGUGCAGAUUUGUAUCCAGGCUACUAAUCUGGUGUCAGGUUGUGUGUUGCCAUUCAUCACAUCAUAGAGAGCAGACUAUAAAAAAAACUGCAAACGCUCACAGUCGCACACAGAGAUACAGGCUGAGGUUAACAAAACAUAGACAAGCAUCAGUAUUUUCCAGGGAGUCUCCAUUAUUUCUGGCUUGGGGACUCUCUAAUGGUAUUUCAUUGUAAUUGCGAUGAUGUCAGAGUGUCCGUCCGCCCUAAUGGCCUUCUAAAAACAACAACAAGGGCAGAUUGGUUCCAUUCACUGGAUCGCCCGGCCACCGAGACACCACCACAGAGUCCAGCAGCUCAGAUCUUCAGGAUCUCCGGCUGAAAAAGCAUGCAUCUCCACCCUCUCCCCCUCUCCGUCCUCCUCCUCCUCCUGGUUGCCGGGGCAGCCGUGCUGAGCGUUGCUGUGACAACAAACCUCCAGGACUUCCGAGGCUGCGCGGUGCGGGAGUUUUCUUUUGUGGCCCAGAAGCCCGGCUGCAAGGGCCUACGCAUCACCACAGAGGCCUGCUGGGGGCGCUGUCACACCUGGGAGAGGCCCGUACCAGAUCCGCCCUACAUCCACCGGCACCACCGCGUGUGCACGUACAGCCGCACCCGCCACAUGACGGCCCGGCUGCCGGGCUGCCAGCCCCACGUCUCCCCCCUCUACCACUACCCCGUGGCCCUGCACUGCCACUGCGCCGUCUGCUCCACGCAGGACACAGAGUGUGAGACCUUCUGAAAGGACGGGGACUCGGCAAAAGCAGCGGGAUCGACUGAUUUGUGUGAAUAAAAACGAUCAAACGGUGGCUAGAAAGAGGGAGGAUGUUUCAGUUUGUGUAGACUGUAGUAGAGCAUGUGCAUGUAGCCUUUACAUGUCUGUAUGUACAAAAAAGGAGAAAUAAAAGGAUGGAAAUUACAUUUUAAAA
Molecule: messenger RNA, 978 nt
Organism: Mugil cephalus (flathead mullet)
Lineage: Eukaryota; Metazoa; Chordata; Actinopteri; Mugiliformes; Mugilidae
Product: glycoprotein hormone beta-5-like
Exons: 3
Coding region: 399-791 (130 amino acids)
Biological process (GO): G protein-coupled receptor signaling pathway; regulation of thyroid hormone receptor signaling pathway
Cellular component (GO): extracellular region; cytoplasm
Molecular function (GO): hormone activity
Source: RefSeq, a predicted model, not a curated record